This is a messenger RNA of Phytophthora sojae, 435 nucleotides long. RefSeq lists its product as hypothetical. The transcript has a single exon. The record is from RefSeq and is a predicted model, not a curated record. NCBI's taxonomy places the organism in Eukaryota, Oomycota, Peronosporomycetes, Peronosporales, Peronosporaceae. The annotation marks the transcript as partial.
GACAGCGAAGAAAGAAUAAAUUCACUCGAGUUGCUGCGCUCAGGCCAGUCCGUCGACGACGUCUUCAAGCUCCUAAAGUUUAACGACGGCGUCGAGAGCCUCCUCACCCACCCAAAUGUAAACGAGUUCGUCAAAUUCAUCAGCCGCUUCAGCCACCAACACCCAGACAAGUCCACAAGUCUGAUCAAGACGUUCACGACGGCUUACGGUGAUGACGUCGUGUCUAAAAUGCUCCAAGUAGCGAAGCAGGACCCGAGUACGAAAGCCAGGGCGACGCAGCUGCAGGCUCAGCAGAUGAAGGUCUGGCGCUACGAGAAGCUCACGCCGGACGACGUCUUCAAGCUCUUGAAGCUCGACCAAGCUGCGAGCAAUCCGCUCAGCAACGUCAACCUGGACGCGUGGGCUGCGUACUUGCACCUGUUCAACUACCUGAAU